AUGGCAGACGAAGUCUACGAAGGUGCCAUCGGCAUCGAUCUGGGUACCACUUACUCCUGCGUCGCCGUCUACGAAGGCACAAAUGUCGAAAUUAUCGCCAAUGAGCAGGGUAGCUUCACCACUCCUUCGUUCGUCUCCUUCACCGACGAAGAGCGCCUCAUUGGCGAGGCUGCAAAGAAUCAGGCGGCAAUGAACCCGGAAAACACAGUCUUUGAUGUCAAGAGAUUGAUCGGAAGACGAUUUGAUGACCCGACCGUGAAGAAGGAUAUUGAAUCAUGGCCGUUCAAGGUCGUUGACCAGGGUGGCAAUCCCAUGGUGCAGGUUCAAUAUUUGGGGGAGACCAAGACUUUCUCACCACAGGAAAUCUCGUCCAUGGUUCUUAUGAAGAUGAAGGAAGUUGCAGAGACCAAACUGGGCAAGAAAGUCUCCAAGGCUGUCAUUACCGUGCCUGCUUAUUUCAACGACAACCAGCGACAAGCCACCAAGGACGCCGGUGCCAUCGCUGGCCUCAACGUUCUCCGUAUCAUCAACGAACCCACCGCUGCCGCCAUCGCCUAUGGUCUUGGGUCCGGCAAAUCAGACAAGGAGCGAAACGUCCUCAUCUACGACCUUGGUGGUGGUACAUUCGAUGUUUCACUGCUGAACAUCCAGGGUGGUGUCUUCACGGUCAAGGCUACCGCAGGAGAUACGCAUUUGGGUGGUCAAGACUUUGACACCAAUCUCCUCGAACACUUCAAGAAGGAAUUCACAAGAAAGACCAAGAAAGACUUGUCCGGGGAUGCCCGUGCCCUUCGAAGACUUCGAACGGCCUGCGAACGCGCAAAGCGAACGCUAUCGAACGGAACACAGGCUACUGUCGAAAUUGAUUCGUUGUUCGACGGCGAGGACUUCAAUGCUACAAUCACCCGCGCCCGUUUUGAAGAUCUCAAUGCCAAGAUCUUCAACGGCACUCUGGAGCCUGUUCAACAAGUCCUGAAAGACGCUGCUAUUGAGAAGUCAAAGGUGGAUGAGAUUGUGCUCGUCGGUGGUUCAACCCGUAUCCCUCGCAUCCAGAAACUGCUGAGUGAUUUCUUCGAUGGCAAGAAGCUAGAAAAGGCACGUGAUAGCAUCAACCCCGACGAAGCCGUUGCCUACGGGGCCGCUGUUCAGGCAGGUAUUCUAUCCGGCAAGGCCACCUCUGCCGAGACUGCCGACCUCCUCCUCCUUGACGUCGUCCCCCUCUCUCUUGGGGUGGCUAUGGAAGGCAACAUUUUCGCUCCCGUUGUUCCUCGUGGACAGACCGUCCCCUGCAUUAAGAAGAGGCAAGUUUAUCCAACCUUCACUACCGUCGUUGAUAACCAGCAAACUUUAUUUCAGGUUCAAUUCCCCGUGUACCAAGGAGAGCGGACAAACUGCGAAGACAACACCUCCCUGGGUGAAUUCACGCUUGCUCCUAUCCCGCCGAUGAGAGCUGGUGAGGCUGCUCUUGAAGUUGUCUUUGAGGUCGACGUCAAUGGUAUCCUAAAAGUCACCGCGACCGAGAAAUCUUCGGGCAGAAGCGCCAACAUCACCAUCUCUAAUGCUGUCGGCAAACUUUCCACCUCUGAAAUCGAAAAGAUGGUCGAAGACGCCGCCAAAUUCAAGACCAGCGACGAGGCAUUCACCAAGAAAUUCGAAGCUAAGCAGCAACUCGAGUCUUACAUCGGUCGUGUGGAGGAGCUGAUCAAUGACCCUGGAUUGUCGAUGAAGAUGAAGCGUGGCAACAAGGCCAAGAUCGAGGAGGCUUUGAGCGACGCUAUGCAACAACUUGAGGUGGAGGAUUCCACACCAGAUGACUUGAAGAAGAAGGAGCUGGCUCUGAAGAGAGCUAUGACCAAGGCCAUGGCCACGAGCCUCGUAGCCUUGCCAUCCCUUCGCGUCAAGUGGGUCACCAUACCUUGCAGCUUCUCCAACGUCAAGUUCGAAGUUUGUAGGAACAGAGCACGAACUUCCCUGCGAAAUCCAAACAACUCCACUCUCACGGACUUUGAGCCUGUCAUCCAGCAACUGCCCCCCUCGCAUCGGCUGCCACGCUCGUCACAGCGAUCCCUCUGCCUCCAAUGCCAAACUCGACUGCUUCAGUCUUAUCCACCAAGACGCCUACUCCCGUCGACAGUCUCCGUAAAAUCCCAUCAAUUGGCAAAUAGAGCCUUCUCCACCUCUCCAUCACUGCUCAAGAAAUCCUCAUCGUCGUCCAAAUCCUCCAGAAAAUCCCCGUCCGUCGACUCCCUCACACACAAAGAUGCCGUGCACAUCCCGGACAACAAAGCCACGCGCAACCGCGACAGCGAAAUCGAUCCUUACGACUUCUCCGAGCUCGAGGCUGGGAUCGCCAAGGCCGUCUCGCGCCUAAAGGAUGCGCUGGUCAAGACGAAAGACGCGGGCAGAGUCACGCCGGAAAUGAUUGAGGUGCUGCCCGUGGAGAUCAAUGUCAAGGGGGCGGAGACGGGGAGAGGAAGUCCGCACAAGGAAAAGGUCAAGGUGGGAGAUCUGGCGAGUGUCGUUGCCAAGGGGGGAAGGAGUGUGCAGAUAUUCUGUGCGGAAGAGGCCCACGUCAAGCCUAUAGCAUCAGCGCUGCUGGCAAGUCCAUACAGUCUCGUCCCGCAAACCACCGCUCCUCACACUCCUGGCACGACCUCGGUCUCUCAAUCCAACCCACCGACCUCCUCCAACCACUUACUCAUAACCGUGCCCGUCCCGCCCAUCACAGCGGAGACACGCAACCUCGCGCGCGCCGAGGCCAAAAAGAUGUUCGAACGUGCGUCCCAAGAGGUGCGGAACGCGAGGAGCGACGCGCAAAAGCGGUUCCGGAAGAUGGAGUUGGGAAAACUGGUCAUUGUGGACGAAUUGCGAAAGGCGCACAAGCAGAUGGAGGAGGUGGUAAAGAAGGGCCAGGAUGAGGUCAAGAAGGUUUAUGAAGCGAGCUUGAAGGCUUUGGAGGGAUGA
Cladophialophora bantiana CBS 173.52 is the source of this 2964-nucleotide messenger RNA. RefSeq names its product hsp75-like protein. The record is from RefSeq and is a predicted model, not a curated record. Gene Ontology annotation, cellular component: nucleus; cytosol; cytoplasm. Gene Ontology annotation, biological process: vesicle-mediated transport; cellular response to unfolded protein; protein refolding. Gene Ontology annotation, molecular function: heat shock protein binding; misfolded protein binding; ATP binding. Bases 1 to 2964 code for a protein of 987 amino acids. The transcript has 11 exons. Lineage: Eukaryota; Fungi; Ascomycota; Eurotiomycetes; Chaetothyriales; Herpotrichiellaceae.